CCGGUUGACAAAAAUGAGGGAGUAUUGAAAAGAAAGACAAAACAAAACCAAAUCUUCCAACUACGAAAUCAAUUAAUUCAUUUCAUUCAUUAACAACAAUGCCAACACUUUCUUCUUCACUCGUUUUCAUUCCACUCUACAACAACAAAUCACAUCAUCCCUGAAAACACACAUACACAACAUUUUCCCGGGAAAAUCAUAACAUAUUCUUCAAAUCUCUCUCUCAUCAUAUAUAUGGGACUCUCCCGCAACUCAUUAUCUCAACCUGAGAUCGACGAUGCCGGCGGUUCAAGCGACGUCGGUUUCUCUUCGAUCCGUGGUCGAUUCCCUUUCAAACGAAACCCUAGCCAUAACCGUAACCGACAAAACUCAUUUUCCGAUCGUCAAUUACCUAGGUCCACCAAUACUACUAGCCGAUCUCAUCUCCAUAACCGUUUUACUCGUAAAGGCUUACUCUCUCUUUUCCCUUUCUUUAAAGGAAAAUCUGGAUUCUACGCAUUGAUUUUCGCCGUUGUUUUUCUAUUUGCACUCGCUUCUAUGGUUAUGCAAAGCUCUAUUACAACCGUUUUUCGUCAGCAUAAUGAACAUUUUAGAAAUCUACGUGAGGAUCUUAAGUUUGGUAGCUCGCUUAAGUUCGUUCCUGGAAAGUUUUCGCAGAGGUUUCUUGUUGGUGAUGGUCUCGAUCGGGUUCGUUCUCAGCCGAGGAUUGGUGUUCGUGCUCCCAGAUUAGCUCUAGUUUUAGGGCACAUGACGGUAGAUCCCCAAUCAUUGAUGCUGGUUACUGUAAUUCAGAAUCUACAGAAGUUGGGUUAUGUUUUUAAGAUUUUUGAAGUAGGGCGUGGGAACACUCACUCAAUAUGGGAAAACAUAGGUGGUGGCCUUUCUCCUCUAAGUACAGAACAACAAGGCCAGAUUGAUUGGUCAAAUUUUGAAGGUAUCAUUGUUGACUCCCUAGAAGCAAAAGAAGCCAUUUCAAGCCUUAUGCAGGAGCCUUUUUGUUCAGUACCAUUGAUAUGGAUUAUUCAAGAAGAUAGCCUUUCAAGUCGUCUUCCAGUUUACGAACAAAUGGGUUGGCAGCAUCUUAUUUCUCACUGGAGAAGUGUUUUUAGCAGAGCCAGUGUCAUUGUCUUUCCAGAUUUUACUUAUCCGAUGUUAUAUAGUGAUCUUGAUACCGGAAAUUUCUUUGUGAUUCCUGGAUCGCCAGUAGAUGUGUGGGCUGCAGAAAGCUAUAGUAAGACCCACACUAAGGAUCAGCUCAGAGAACUUAGUGGAUUUAGUAAAAAUGAUAUGGUGGUUUUAGUUGUUGGGAGCUCAAUCUUCUAUGAUGACCUAUCUUGGGAAUAUGCCGUUGCAAUGCAUUCCAUAGGUCCUUUGCUGACAACAUAUGCAAGGAGGAAUGAUGCAGCGGAGUCAUUCAAGUUUGUUUUCCUAUGUGGUAAUUCAACUGAUGGUUAUGAUGACGCUUUACAGGAAGUUGCUUCACGUUUGGGACUUCCACAUGGUUCUAUAAGGCAUUAUGGCUUGAAUGGUGAUGUGAAUAGUGUGCUACUGAUAGCUGAUAUUGUCCUAUAUGGUUCUGCUCAAGAUGUACAGGGUUUUCCUCCAUUAUUAAUCAGAGCAAUGACUUUUGAAAUCCCAGUCAUUGUACCUGAUUUUCCCGUCUUAAGAAAAUAUGUAAGUUUGUUCUUGUUCUUCUUUUUGUCAUUCACUGAUUUCUGUAACCAUAGCUACAUUUUCAUUGAGCUUUUCUCAACUCAGAUUGUGGAUGGAGUUCAUGGGGUUUUUUAUUCUAAACACAAUCCUGAAGCUUUGAUGAAUGCGUUUUCACUUCUGCUUUCAAGUGGAAGACUUUCUAAAUUUGCUCAAGCUAUUGGAUCAUCUGGAAGACAGUUUGCUAAAAAUGUGCUUGCUUUGGAUUGCAUAACUGGCUAUGCAAGACUUCUGGAGAAUGUACUAAAUUUUCCUUCAGAUUCUUUACUGCCUGGCCCUGUUUCUCAAAUUCAACAGGGAGCAUGGGGAUGGAGUUUUUUCCAGAAUGAAAUAGAACUAGAUAUUGACUUGCUAAAAAUGGAUGACGAUUUUUCAAAUGGAAAAGUUACCGUUGUCCAUGCUGUUGAACAAGAGUUUGCUGGUCUUAAUUAUUCAACAAACAUCCUUGAGAAUGGAACAGAUGUUCCAAUACGAGACGAACCAACCAAAUUGGAUUGGGAUAUUUUGAAAGAAAUUGAAGUAUCUGAAGAAAGUGAAAUGCUCGAAAUGGAACAGAUUGAUGAGAGGUUAGACAAAGAUGUUGGUGUUUGGGAUGAGAUAUAUCGUAGUGCUAGGAAAUCUGAGAAACGGAAGUUUGAAGCCAAUGAACGGGAUGAAGGGGAGCUUGAGAGAACAGGACAACCUGUGUGCAUUUAUGAGACAUACAGUGGUGCUGGAGUGUGGCCAUUUUUGCACCAUGGCUCUUUAUAUCGCGGGUUAAGCCUUUCUAGAAAAUCACAAAGACUAAGCUCUGAUGAUGUGGAUGCUGUUGGCCGUUUGCCACUUCUGAAUGACACAUAUUACCGUGACAUUCUCUGUGAAAUGGGAGGAAUGUUUGCAAUUGCAAAUAGGGUGGAUAGCAUUCACAGGAGGCCCUGGAUUGGGUUUCAGUCAUGGCGUGCUGCUGGUAGGAAGGUAGCAUUGUCAGCGGAAGCUGAAAGGGUUUUGGAAGAGACAAUGCAUGAUAGUUUAAGAGGAGAUGUAAUAUAUUUUUGGGGACGCUUAGACUUGGAUGGGGGUGCCAUAGGCAGCAACAAUGCACUUACUUUUUGGUCAAUGUGUGAUAUCUUAAAUGGAGGGAACUGCAGAAAUGUUUUUCAAGAUAGCUUCCGCCAUAUGUAUUCACUGCCUCCCCAUGCUGAAGCACUACCCCCCAUGCCUGAAGAUGGUGGUUAUUGGUCAGCGCUGCACAGUUGGGUGAUGCCAACCCCUUCUUUCCUGGAGUUCGUAAUGUUCUCUCGGAUGUUCGUUGAUUCCAUUGAUGCUUUUCACAGAGACUCUGGUAAAUACAGCGUGUGCAUGUUAGGCUCUUCAGAGAUUGAGGAAAAACACUGUUACUGUCGAGUGUUGGAACUUCUUAUCAAUGUAUGGGCUUAUCAUAGUGCACGAAAGAUGGUAUAUAUAAAUCCUAACACUGGUUCUAUGGAAGAGCAGCACCUAGUUGAACAACGGAAGGGUUUCAUGUGGGCAAAAUAUUUCAACUUUUCAUUGUUAAAAAGUAUGGAUGAAGAUCUAGCUGAAGCUGCAGAUGACGGCGACGAUCCAAGGGAUAGGUGGUUGUGGCCAAUGACAGGAGAGGUUCACUGGCAAGGGAUUUAUGAAAGGGAGAGGGAAGAAAGGUACAGAAUAAAAAUGGAUAAAAAAAGAAAAACAAAAGAGAAAUUAUACGAAAGGAUGAAGUAUGGUUACAAGCAGAAAUCACUUGGACUAUAAGAAAGCUUAGACUUGAAAUUUACAGACACGAGCACUUAUGGACCCAAUUUGGCUUCAUUCGGGAAAAUUGUCUUGCGAAUUGGAGAAGCUUUGAGUCUAACAACAUUGCCACAUUGGCACAGAUCACAGAGACAGUGUUCUGUUUCUUUCUUCAUUAACCGAAUACGUAUACUAAACCUCCUGUCUCAGAAAAGCUCGAGACAGAGAGCAAAGGAAAUGAGUUUGACAUCUGCUGUUCAUGCUGUUCACCUGUUUCACGACCUUUUUUUAUGGUCAAUUAAGCAGCAUGGAAGAUGCAGGUACUUCCGCUUCAAAGUGUACUCAAUAGUCUAUAGAAAUCAUUCAUCAAUUACAUUUGAUUUAGCUCAAAUUUGUAUUCUUUCAUUUUUGUAUAUUUGGUAAACAUUAGUGGCAAUUUUGAGUAGAAUAAUAGCUGAUUUUUAUUUGAAUAGUUUCAUUAUUAUAAUUAUAAUUAUUAUUAUACCUAA
This is a messenger RNA of Trifolium pratense (red clover), 3950 nucleotides long. RefSeq lists its product as uncharacterized. Lineage: Eukaryota; Viridiplantae; Streptophyta; Magnoliopsida; Fabales; Fabaceae. The transcript is spliced from 13 exons. The record is from RefSeq and is a predicted model, not a curated record. Gene Ontology annotation, molecular function: glycosyltransferase activity. The coding region runs from base 235 to 3462 and encodes 1075 amino acids.